Cynocephalus volans (Philippine flying lemur) is the source of this 2982-nucleotide messenger RNA. It is a transcript of the gene NLRP13, whose product is annotated as NLR family pyrin domain containing 13. NCBI's taxonomy places the organism in Eukaryota, Metazoa, Chordata, Mammalia, Dermoptera, Cynocephalidae. Gene Ontology annotation, biological process: regulation of inflammatory response. Bases 1 to 2982 code for a protein of 993 amino acids. Gene Ontology annotation, cellular component: cytoplasm. The record is from RefSeq and is a predicted model, not a curated record. The transcript has 11 exons. Gene Ontology annotation, molecular function: protein binding.
AUGAGCUCCUCUGCUACCUCCUCAGUGCACAAUUGCACCAAUGAUCAACUCCUAUCUUACCUGGAAGCCUUGGAUGAGUAUCAGCUAGAGGAAUUCAAACUUUGCCUCCAGUCCCAGCAGCUGCUGCUUGCAAACUUCCGGCCAAUCCCCUGGGCAAACUUGAAAGCGGCUGAUCCUCUUAAUCUGUUCUUUCUUUUGAAUGAACACUUCUCAGAAUGGCAGGCAUGGGAAGUGGCCCUCAGCAUCUUUAAGAACAUGAAUCUGACUUCACUAUGUGAGAAAGUUAAAGCAGAGAUGAGAGUGAAUAUGCAGACCCAGGGAAUCCAAGAUCAAAACCAAGAAGAACUAGAGUUUCCAGAAGAAGAAACAGGUUCCACGUAUAAAAAAAAAUACAGAGAGAGAAUGAGGGCUAAAAUACUGGCCAUAUGGGACAAUAUCCCUUGGCCUGAAGACCAUAUAUAUCUCCGUAAUACAACAGAGCAGGAACAUGAAGAACUGAAGAACAUACUGGAUCCCAAUGGGACUGGAGCCCAGGCCCAGACAAUAGUCUUGGAGGGUAGGGCAGGGGUUGGAAAGACCACCCUGGCUAUGAAGGCCAUGUUGCAUUGGGCAAAUGGCCUUCUCUUUCAGCAUAGGUUCUCCUAUGUUUUCUAUCUCAGCUGCCAUAAAAUGAAAGACAUGGAGGAGAUCACCUUUGCUGACCUGCUUUCUUGCGACUGGCCCAACUUUCAGGCCCCCAUCGAAGAGUUCAUGUCUCAGCCGGAGAGGCUCCUGUUCAUUGUUGAUGGCUUUGAGGAAAUGGCUAUGCCUGAAUUAUGCCCUUAUAACUUGGAUGACACCCUGCCAUGUACAGACUGGUAUCAGAAGCUCCCAGUGACCAAAAUCCUACUCAGCUUGUUAAAGAAAGAGUUAGUUCCUCUGGCCACCUUACUUAUCACAACCAGGACCUUUAAUUUGAACGAUCUUCAGAAUCUGUUAGUGAAUCCGUGUUUUGUAGAAAUCACAGGGUUCGAAGGGAACAACCAGGAGGAGUAUUUCUUCAGGCACUUCGGUGACCAAAAAAAAGCCAAGAAAAUCUUGCGUCAGAUAAGAAAAAAUGAAACUCUCUUCAAUUCCUUCUGUGCUCCAAUGUUGUGCUGGGCUGUAUGUUCCUGUCUGAAGCAGCAGAAGGCAAGAAAUUGUGAUCUCCAGCCAAUCACCCAGACUACCACCAGUCUGUAUGCCUGUUUUUUCUCCACCUUGUUCUCAACAGCAGAGGUGAGAUUGGCAGAGCAGAGCUGGCCGGGACAAUGGAGGGUCCUCUGUGCUCUGGCUGCAGAGGGGAUGUGGUCUAUGACCUUCUCAUUUAGAAAAGAGGACACCCGGUACAGGUGCCUGGAAGCACGUUUUAUUGAUUCUCUCUUCAGGUUCAAUAUUCUUCGAAAGGUCAGUGGCUGUGAAGAUUGCAUUACCUUCACUCACUCAAGUUUCCAGGAGUUCUUUGCAGCCAUGUUCUAUGUGCUAGAGGAAACUGAAGGAUCCCUUGAUGGUUCCACAAAACAUAAAGAGAUGAAGAUGUUACUGAGGGCUGUCUUUGUUGACAGAAACUUCUAUUGGGCUCCAUUGGUUCUUUUCUUCUUCGGUCUUUUAAAAAAAGACCUAGCAAGAGAAUUGGAGAAUACUUUGCACUGUAAACUAUCUCCCAGGAUAAUGGAGGAAUUAUUAGAAUGGAGAGAAGAGCUAGAUAAGCCUGAAACUGUCUCUAUUCAAUUUGAUGUCCUUCAAUUUUUUCACUGUUUACACGAGACUCAGGAGGAAGACUUUGUAAAGAAGAUGUUGCGUCACAUCUUUGAAGCUGACCUUGAUAUUUGGGGAAACAUAGAACUCCGAGUUUCCUCAUUUUGCCUAAUGCACUGUCCAAGGUUGAAUAAACUCAGGCUGUCUGUCAGCAGUGCCAUCCUUCAAAGGGAAUUGACUUCUGAUGUGGAAACUCUGGGGACAAGCAAAGCCUAUUCCAGGAUGCAUCAGUGGAAGAAUAUUUGCUCUGUGUUUGCCACAAAUGGGAAUGUGAGUGAACUAGACCUGAGUAACAGUCAGUUUAAUGCCUCAUCUAUGAAGAGUCUCUGUUAUGCACUGAGAAAUCCAAGGUGCAAACUCCAAAAACUGACGUGUAAAUCAAUAACUCCCGUGAGAAUUCUGAAGGAGCUCGUCCUGGUCCUUCAUGGUAAUAAGAAGCUGACCCAUCUGGACCUGAGCUCCAAUAAGCUGGGAGUUACUGUGUCAAUGAUGAUUUUUAGAACCCUGAGACACUCAGCCUGCAGCCUCAAGUAUCUGUGCCUGGAGAAAUGCAACCUGUCAGCAGCCAGCUGUAAUAAUCUGGCCUUGUUUAUCACUAGUAUCCAAAAAAUGACACGACUGUGCCUGGGAUUUAAUCAGCUCCAAGACGAUGGCAUAGAGCUUCUGUGCACCGCCCUGAAUCAUUCCAAGUGUACCUUAGAGAGACUGGAGCUCUGGUAUUGCCAGCUUGGGGCACUCAGUUGUAAGCACUUGUCAGAUGCUCUGCUCCAGAACAAGGGUUUGACACAUCUGAAUCUGAGCAAGAACCACCUGGGAGAUGAGGGAGUGAAGUUUCUGUGUGAGGCCUUGUGUCGUCCGGAUUGCAGUCUGCAGAACCUGGACUUGUCAGAUUGUUCUUUCACAACAGUGGGCUGCCAGGAGCUUGCUAAUGCCCUGGAGCAUAAUCAUAAUGUGCAAAUCUUGGAUAUUGGGAGAAAUGAUCUUCAGGAUGACGGAGUAAAACAACUGUGUGAGGCACUCAAACAUCCUAGUUGCGUGUUGAACACACUUGGGUUGGAGAAAUGCAAUUUGACACCAGCUUGCUGCCAGCAUCUCUCCUCUGUUCUCAGCAGCAGUAAAAACCUGGUUAACCUGAACCUGAUAGGAAAUGACUUAACGCCUGAUGGGGUCAAGACACUUUCCUUCAAAAAGACUUGCACAGUGUAG